Molecule: messenger RNA, 474 nt
Organism: Cottoperca gobio
Lineage: Eukaryota; Metazoa; Chordata; Actinopteri; Perciformes; Bovichtidae
Gene: ift70
Product: intraflagellar transport 70
Exons: 3
Coding region: 115-474 (119 amino acids)
Biological process (GO): intraciliary transport
Cellular component (GO): intraciliary transport particle B; axonemal microtubule
Molecular function (GO): protein binding; intraciliary transport particle B binding
Source: RefSeq, a predicted model, not a curated record
CUAUGCGCUCCCUCCGUCCACUAAACAGAAGCUAGCUGUAUGGUCUCUUUCAGAUUUUGUGAACACACACAGUUAGAAGUAAUUAUUUAUCGUUAACACCACUCGUUUGAAGCCAUGACAGCUAUAAAAGACGGAGAGUACACGGCUACAAUCUACAAACUGAUUAAAGACGGCCAGUAUGUGGAAGCAAUUCACAUCCUCAACAGCCAACUUCAAAAACACACGAAGUCCAGGGCAGCACUGUCUCUGCUGGGUUACUGCUACUAUCACAUCCAGGAUUUCACAAACUCUGCAGAGUGCUACGAGCAGCUCACCCAGCUGCACCCGGAGGUGGAGGAGUACAAGGUGUACUACGCCCAGUCCCUUUACAAAGCCGGUGCUUAUCCUGAGGCCACAAAGGCCUCCUUCGUGCUCGACAACCCCAGCAGUCACAUCAAGGUACGGCGUGUACCCAGUGCUGCGCUCAAAAUAUAA